GUAGCGAGCGGCCACUACACACUUCGUAUUGGCAAGAUUGAGUACGACCUUGGCACAAAUGAGAUGGCUGCAAGCGAUGCUGCCAAAGACUUCCAAGCUCAGCGCUACAAGUACUUCUGCUACACAGUCGCAGAAUUGAAGUCUGAGCUUUGCUCUCUGCAGGGAGAUGCCAGUGGCUUUGCCAAAGCCAAGUCCAAGGAAGACAAAACUGAUAUGGUGCUGAAUGUUUGGUUCCGAUCCACAUGGUUGGAUGCAGCCAAGCAACUGAAAAAGAAGGAGGAGGCAGAGAAGGGAAAGGGGCCGAGCAAGGAGGAGGCCGAGAAGGGCAAGGUGCCAAGCAAGGAAGUGGCGAAGCAGGGAAAAGAGCCAAGCAAGGGGGACGCAAAGAAGGGAAAGGGGCCGAGCAAGGAGGAGGCAGAGCAGGAGAAGGCAAAGAAGGAAAAGGAGCUGAGCAAGGGGAAUGCGAAGAAGGGAAAGCCUAUCGACCCCAAAAAUGUCCAGACUUCAGAAUCAAAUGCGGCCUUCCAAGAUCUCCUCAGUGCAAAAGCAGAUGUGGAAGAAGGCGUCAUUGCAGAAACACCUGAAUAUUUGUCCAAGAUUCUCAUCCUUGAAGAGAAAUGGCUUGAGCUCAUCUUGUCUGGACAGAAGACUAUCGAGUUGCGGAAGUCCAGGCUCACAAGCAGCGCCCAGGAGGUGCUCUACUUGGCUGUUGGCAAUGAAAUUCAUGGCCGAGCUCUAUUUUCAGGAAUGUGCACCAUUGACACUCUGUCCGCCUUUGAGAAGUUGGGAGGGCACAAGUGCACAACCCCACCUUAUGCUUUUCCAUUUGUUGGACACAAGAUCAGCAAGGUGCAGCGUCUGGAAAAGAUCAAGUUUUUGAAGCUACAAGGUUGUCAAGGGAGGUCACUCUAUCGGCCAUUGAAUUGGACUCCGGAAUUUGAUUUGAAGUUGAAGAAGGACACGGAGGAAGGACAUAUUCCAGAAGAUGGGGAAGACACCCUGGGAGAGAAUGGAACAAAGGCAAAGACCAAGGCGGCUGGCAAGAAAAAGAUUACCGACUGGUGCAAUCUGCUCCCUUCAAAAGCUUUGUCCCAGAGCCAGGUGGAAAUUGUGGAUACAAGCAAGCAUUUUGAGCCCUCUUCUGCAAGACUGGAGCAGAAAAUGGCCUUUCUGCGUCAGAAGACCGUUCAAGCAGAUUUGCACAUCUCAGGAGGCUGCCUGGCGCACCUCAACAACGUGGCAUUCCCACGUGCACCAUUGCACACAGUUGGAGUCCUGCUGGGCAUUCUCGAGAAGAAAGCGACAAUGGUCAAAGCUCUAUGGGUACCACGCUGGGAAAUGCAGGAGAAACUUGCUGAGGUUACUUUGGCAGACCAAGACAUGCAAGACUUUUGCGAUUCCGAAGGCUUCCAAGUGGUAGGGAUAUGCUUGGUGCAGCCAAAAUUUGACAGCCCUGACCUGUGUUGCUUUGAAGAGCUCAGCCAGAUUUGGAACAAGCAAGAACACAACUUUUCCUUUGCCGUGACCUGCGCAGAUCGCAAAACCACCUUCUUCAGAGUGGACGAGAAUGGUGCAGGCAGAGAAUUGUCCAUUCAAGUUCAUUGGACGGGAAAGCUCUCCUAUUACCAAGCCACAGUGGCAUCUCACCAACUUCAAUCUUUGCAGUCGUUGAGGAGUUCCGCUGUAGAGGCUGUUGCGAAACAAAAGCUUGGAGUCCGAGCAAGAGUGAAGAAGCAAGAGCAGAAUCUCAGCAGACGCCCCAAGCCUGAGACAAGACAGCUUAUCGUGGAGCAAAGCUUAGAAGUGUCCUGCCAAGAGCUUGGUGAAGUAGCAUCUUUCUUGCUUUCCAAGCUUGCCGGCUUUCAGGGGGACACGCUUCAAUCAACAAUUGAGGAGUUCAAUGCGUUCCUGGCUGCGCAUGCCACCGCGAAGCGCGAGCUGUUCAGUGUUCUUCCGGACCUCAAAGCACCAUCCAGUGUCGUUGAAGCGGGCCAGCUAUUAGCUUCAAUUUCCAAAGUGAAGGAAAGUUUGGAAAUCCGGCGUGUCCAGAGAUCGCAGAACCGAUCUCACACCUUUGAUGGAAGCAAGUAUAGCAAGCGGUCUGCCAGUACCAGUGGCCUUUCCACACCGCAAACCACAAGCACCAACAAGUCCAGACGUUGCGGAAGUUACGGCAGCAGCAGCUCACAGAAGGCAAAUGAAUUGGAUUUGGAGGAGACGGGGUAG
This is a messenger RNA of Durusdinium trenchii, 2226 nucleotides long. The record is from the annotation of a GenBank genome assembly. Lineage: Eukaryota; Dinophyceae; Suessiales; Symbiodiniaceae.